AUUCAAGAAAACUGAAAAAAUUAGAGAUCGAGCUUUCAAUUUAGCAUCUGUAACGUAAUAAAGAGAUAUAACGCGAUCAUAAUUGUAAUGAGAGCGUAUACACGGCUAAUUAUACGCGUAUCAAACGCGUCUAACAAAGUGUUACAUGUUUUUAUCGUUAUAUAUGAACAUUGGAGAUGAAUCUUUACAAACGGAGAACACGAUUAAUCUUCUGCAGUCGAAAUAUUCCAGUCAUCAAAUCUUAUAAUCCAUUAUGGAAAACAUAUUUACGCUUUACACGUCACUCAAGAUAUGCAAUUUAUCUUUUAAAGUUAUCUCUUAAAGCAAUAUUUCUUUCUUUGCUAGUAAUAUCUUUGUCAUCCAUUAAAUUUAAUAAAAUCUAAUUGAUGUGAGAAUAAAUUAGGAUAAUGAGGCGGAUAACACAUUCACGAUGCUAAAUGAAUGUUUAAAUCUCAAAGAUAUUCGAAAAUAAAAUGGUAAAUCUUCGCGAAUAGCUAAUAAUAACCAAAAUUAUUUGCUUCAUGAAUCGGUUUCGAUCUUAAACCGAAAGUAGGAUGAAUGAAUGGAAUCGAUACGUUCUACGAACGUCUGACCGAAUUUGAGGUCAAUCUCAAUAAUUUGAAUGGAUAUGGAUGCACUAUUGAAUUUCGGUCGUACAUUGAAUUCUCAAUGGAAUUAACGGUUUUAGAAAGCUGCGAAACAACCGAUGGAACAGGAAUCGCGCAAGGAAUGACCAUAAAGUUGCAGAACAAUUUGCGUCGGAAACCAAUUUUCAUACGGACACUCGCGCAGAAAUCUUUUCUCCCGUCUUACUUGUAACAGUAAAACUGAAAUAUUAAUUGCGCAAUAAUAAUAAAUAAAUCCAAGAUGGAUUAAUCUUGAAUUGCAGUAUAACGAAAGGAAAAACGCAAUUGAGUCGUUGGCGCGUUCGAAAAAUCAAGAGAUUAAUUCUUGUAUUAAAGAUUGGUCUUUGCCUUUUACGCCUUUUGAAUAUUUGUGCUGUCCGAACGCGAUGAUUAAGUAGAAUCGAAUGAGACGACUAAAAGCCAUUACACAUGCACACGUGCUAAAAUGACUUGGCUGAUGUAAUGAACAAUUACGGACUCGCCUCGCGUUUGCGAGCUGCAACUUUUAAUUGUUGUACCGUGCCAGCUCGGGAAAGUAGUUCUCGGCGAGAUAUAAAUAAUUCACAGAAUACUUCAUACAACCGUCAACAAGGUGGAAGAAUAGAUAUAAUUUCGAGCGAGAAAUGGAAAGAUUUGUGUCUCGAGUCUGCAAUUUUUAACUUCCUCUCUAACAUGAAGCGAAAGAGCAGAAGAACGCGCAUUUCGCGGCGUUGAGCUCUCCAACGUGACGCAGCGAUCGCGUAUGUCUUCAGAUGAACUUGGAGCCCAAAUACUCAUACUCUCUCUCUCUCUCUUUCCUCGAUGUGUGGGCCAGCAGGCACGUGACUAACAUGCUUGCGUUGUUCGUCACUUUCUCGUGGAACGACUUUUCCCUCCCGUUUCGGGGUCGCGUUUUAACAUGCGUACACUUUCGUUGCCCUGUAUUUCGGCUUUCCUCACUCAAUAUUUUCAACGUUUCAGAGAUCCACGCGAUACGAAACGCCAAUAGAUGUUUGGAUAUUUGUUUUUGUAGUAUUUUUUGUUAUAUGUAUUAAUGUUCCGCUACUCUACUGUAUAAUUUUGUGAUUCGUGCCCUGAUAGAAUUUUAAACAUAUGCUAAAAAGAAAGUUUGAAUCUCAUUAAAUUCCCGUCCAAUUAGGACGUCGCAUGAUUCAGGACAGAUCAGGUUAAUUAAAUAUUCGCGAGUCAUUGAAAACAUUUUCGCGUAUUUUGUUAGUUGCUCUUCGUCUCUUGACCGACGAAAGUGUCACGCCAUCAACGAUCUGUGAAUGCGCGUAGCGUUCUUCUGCAUUAUAAUGCAUGUUUACAGUCCUCGAUCCAUCUCUUCGAUUGCUCGCAUCUGUUGAAGCCGGCCUGCCUAGAUGAUAGCUACUACAAAUAAUGGCAAAGGACUUUGGCGAAAUUGCCGCGAGGAGACAUUCUCCCGUCCCGUUCUACUUAGGCCGGACUUACUCGCCACGAGUACGAUGAUGUUCGUAGAAACGCGGGCAUUUAAAGACAAUUGUGAAUAACGUGUGCGAGGCUGCAUCCCGCGAGCACCAUUUCUUCCCUCUCCCGUUACUACGGCGCACUAAAAAUCCCACACUCGUUCGUUCUGCUGGAAUAGCGGCAGUCCGACACUGUCGACACUCUUGACCGAGAAUACAACCGACAUCAAAAUUUACUACGAGAAAUUUCGUUUCUAACAAAGUCUCGCUGAAAUAUAAUAGCGAUUAAAAGUGUCCGAAAUAGCACAUAUGAAGCUAACGGCUGUACGCAAGGAAACGGCAGGAAGGAGCGCUUUAAAUUUUGACAAGGGAAAAGUAUUAAAUUGCGAAAAUCAUUUUUGUAACGAUAAGUUAAAUUCUCAUUGGGCAUUGCGGGUGGCUCACGGCGGUUGUUCUUUUUAACAGGGAAAAAUUUUUAAGAGGAUAGAAUUGGAACUAGCGGGAGAUGUUGAAAGAAGUUGGAACUUUCUUCUCAGCGAGAAUAUGUGCCCUACAUAUUUCCUUAGUCCAACGAGCACCGAUAAAAGAAUCAUGAUUAAGUUUGCAAUCCUCCUCGUUCUCGCCAUCGACCUGGCGAAUAGCCAGCUCAACUACGAGGGAAAUCCGUUUACGGAGUUCACCGAAUACAUCGCGGAGGAGAGCAAUCUCUCUGAGAAGUCUGCCAGGCAAAAUGACGCCUCGAUCGAUCUCUCUAAUCCCGGGAUGUCCCGUCCUCAGAAGCUGUAUCCGAUCGUAGAAUCCGAAAACCAUGGACGCUCACAGCAAGCGGAAAUCGAUAAUCUUAUCAAAUCACAGACGUCAUCUUCAGUGCAGACCUUCCAAUCGGACACGUCCGCUCGGCAGUUACAAGACUCUUCUGGAAACUUGCCGGUCAGCCAGGCGGAGGUCGCGCUAAACUCGUUCUUGAACUCCAGGACACCCGAGGAAUCUCGUUUAUCUCUCGAGCACUAUCUCCGCAGUCAACAGUCGCCAGAGGAUCAAUCGCGAUCGUCGGAAGCGAUUGUCGGUCAAGAGUCACAAUCGAUCGAGCCCCUCAAUCCUCAAGCGAUCUCUCAUGUUCAGCAACAGCAACCGUUUUCGCACGUUCAGCAACAGCAACGGAUCUCCCAUGUUCAGCAACAGCAACCGAUCUCUCACGUUCAGCAACAGCAACCAAUCUCUCAUGUUCGGCAACAGCAACAGCAACCGUUGCUCGUUCCUCAGGUGAACCAGCAGCAGGUGCAGUUGACGUCGCAAUUGGAUCAGGUCCAGCUAGCGCCGCAGCAGCUAAUGCCGCAGACCGAUCAGCGACAACUGUUGCCGCCCGCUAGCCAGACUUAUGGCUACGUGGGACAACCAACCAUGGUACAGGCGGUACAGCCCGUGAUUAGGACACCCACCGGAGUCGUCCUGGGACAAAAAAUGCUGCAACCAGUGCCACUUGUGCCCGCUUUCCAAGCCAGGAACGACAUGCUAACGCCGGCGAUGUGGCGAGAGAGAAUGAGAAGGAUACGCGGAAAACCGUUUCCCUUCGCGCAAUCCAGGAUAACGCCGACAUUGUACCAAGGCCCAAUCGCAGUUCCUUUCAAGGCCAAGGCACCAGUGGAAGUUAUCUAUACGAAACCACCGGGUUUCCAUCGAGGACCGCCUAUCCUCAGCAACCCACCGAUUCCCUACGAGGACGCGAGCGCCUGGUUUCCCGAGAGCGAUCAUCAGCCUUCUCAGAAGGACGUCUAUUAUUCGCAGUUAUACGCGCAGUCUUAUGAUCCUCACUAUUACAAUUACAUCGCUACGACCGGUAAAAUUCGGCCGUAUCUGUACGGAAAGCUGGGCAAGCAUCAGGAGGAGCAGGAAAGUGGCAUUUGGUCUGAACUGUAUCGCGGCUUCAAGAAACACGGCUUGAGAAAUAUCAUGACGCCAACCUUCCUGCUGGGCAUGACGCUACCAGUGGUGACUCUGAUGCUCUCCGCUCUCGUGCAGAAGCGGUCCCUCGCGCGCUCCAGCGACGCGAGGGAAUUGAAUCAAGAGGAGGCUCUGCAAGAAUACCUCGAAAGGCUGCAAAGAGCGAUGGAAUGUUACGGUAGGAAUUCCCGAGACACAAAGCUAGAUGGAUGCUAGAAUCAAACAUAUACCUUCAUGCUAAGAUGUAUGACAUCAGUCCGAUGCUUGCAUUAGAUAACGUGCGAAGAAAUAGCUUAAUUAGCGUCGAGAAUUGCAACAAUCAUUUAGACAGCAAAACAUGUACAAUUUUUUAUGUACAUUUUAAUAUACAAACUAUACAAUACAAUAUCGGACUGCGCAUCAUCUUGCAUUUUAUUCAACGAUAAUCAGAUAUGAUUUUUUUGAUUCUAGAAUUUAUUUAACGUUACGCCGCCUUAGUUUCAAGUAAGAUCGCCGCGUUUUAUGAUAAACAUACAGUGAGAAAAAAUUUUGUACUUAAAUCGUGAUAAAAAUAUAAUACUCUUAAAAUCGCGCGUGCUUUGCAAAUAUGUAACUGUAUUUUGAAGACGGAGACGCCAUGUUGAUCAAAUACAACAGUUGUGGCCUGUAGAACACUAAUUACAGAAUCGUAGUAGAAUAUUAUAUAUAUGUAUAUAUAUAUGUAUAUAAUAACGUGCAUCACGAGAACGCUCGCUUGUCAUUAGACUUAUGUUACAGUGACCUCGUACACGAUGGAAAAAUAUGAGCCGCGUAUACAAAAUAUUACAGGUUUUUCCGCUGGAAACGGUCACUUAAUUGUACGGAAAUUAAGAUAUAUCUAUGUAAAACCUUCCUUCUCGAAUGAGAAAAAUAGCUCUGAAACGCGUGUCUUUUUUAUGGACUUUGCAGUCAUGCAUUACUUUUUUUUUAAAUUAUAAAUUGCAAUUUGUACAGCGUAGUUUACUGCGUAUAUUUUAUAUAUAUAUAUAUAUAUAUAAUUUUCAGCGGAAAAACCCGUAAUGUUUUGUAUACGCGGCUCAUAUUUUUCCACCGUGUAGAUCACUGUAACACAAAUCUACUAACACGCGAGCGUUCCCGCGACACAUGUUAUUAAUGUGUUACGUAAGAUCCACAUGUCUCUCCCCUGUCUGUCGCAAGUCGUUAGUUAUGUGUUAAAAUAGCGAAAAGAAGAAGAAAUAAAAACUGCUAAUGUCACCGGAUUAAAUUUAGGAGAAUUAAAUAGCGAAAGGCAAGCCACAAUUGCCGAUGUUACUGCAUCAAACACUGUGUAUAUAUAACGUGUAUCUAAUAUAAAAAUCUAUAUAAUAUACUCGCGUUAAUUAAAGCCUA
Molecule: messenger RNA, 5362 nt
Organism: Solenopsis invicta (red fire ant)
Lineage: Eukaryota; Metazoa; Arthropoda; Insecta; Hymenoptera; Formicidae
Product: histone-lysine N-methyltransferase 2D
Exons: 3
Coding region: 2597-4210 (537 amino acids)
Source: RefSeq, a predicted model, not a curated record